GCUGCCCAGGCAGCAGGGGGGUCAAAGUUCACAGGACGGAGACCCGGCCGCUGACCCUGCGCCUCUCGGGCGAUGGCCGCUGCUGGCCCGACUGAGGUGGUGGUGGUGGGAUCCUGCAUGACCGACCUGGUCAGCCUUACCACUCGUCUGCCAAAAGCUGGAGAAACUAUCCAUGGACAUAAGUUUUUCAUUGGUUUUGGGGGGAAAGGAGCCAAUCAGUGCAUCCAGGCUGCUCGACUUGGGGCCAAGACCUUGAUGAUUUGUAAGGUUGGGAAGGACUCGUUUGGCAAUGAUUAUAUUGAAAAUUUCAAGAGAAAUGGGAUUUCUACAGAAUUUGUAGGUCAGACUGAGGAUGCUGCUACUGGAACUGCUUCAAUAAUUGUUAACAGCGAAGGACAGAAUGUUAUUGUCAUAGUCGCAGGAGCCAAUUUGCUUUUGGAUUCUGAAGACCUGAAGAGGGCUGCUAAUGCCAUUUGCAAGGCCAAAGUGAUCAUCUGCCAGCUAGAAAUAACACCUGCUAUUUCUCUGGAAGCCCUAAAAAUGGCACACUCCAAUGGAGUGAAGACCUUAUUUAAUCCUGCUCCAGCUCAUGCUGAACUAGAUCCACAAUUUUACACCCAUGCCGACAUCUUCUGUUGCAACGAAAGUGAGGCAGAAAUUUUAACAGGCAUCCCAGUGGGCAGCCCUGAAGAUGCUGGGAAGGUGGGACUCGUGCUAUUAGAAAGAGGCUGCAAACUAGUAAUCGUUACUCUGGGAGCAGAAGGCUGUGUGAUGAUAUCAGUGGAUGAGCCUAUUCCAAAGCACGUUCCUGCUGGGAAGGUCAGGGCUGUGGACACUACGGGAGUUUGUAUGAGCAUCAACACUCUGAGGACUGCUUUGGAGUGUCAGAAAAUAGAGGACUCUUUGCAGGGGGCUGGCGAUAGUUUUGUGGGAGCACUGGCUUUCUUCAUGGCUUGCUAUCCCAAUCUAUCCAUGGAAGAAGUGAUCAGGAGGUCAAACUUCAUCGCAUCAGUGAGCGUCCAGGCAUCAGGGACACAGUCUUCCUAUCCCUACCGGAAGGACCUGCCACAGGAUCUUUUCUAACUCAUGGUGCAGACAGCUGCAUGUAUUGAUUGUACAAUAUCCCAGGCAAGGGAGUUCUGAUUGUGCACAGGCAAGCUUUUUUUUUCUCUAAGAGAUUCCAGGUCCUCGGCUACUAAAGGAGUAGAGAGCAGGAAAGUCUUUACUCCCUUCUCAAUCACUGAUUCCCUGUUAGAUUCUGGUCUAUAGUAGAGCACUAGGGUUGCACUCUUUCAUUCCAGCAAAAUAUCGUGGAUAUGUCCCUUGCCCUACACACUGUGCAGCACAACCAUUACUCUAAUGGUAAAACUUAGUAGUCUAUGUGUUCAACAUUUCACUCCACAAAAAACUCAUGUCUAUAAACUAAAGAGACAUCCCAUAAUAUGAGUAGGGAUAACUGAGCUCUGAAAUUCAGUGGCCUCCACAGACUUUGCUGUGCUCUCCACUAAUUAAGAUUCUCCUUGAUUUUGCUGAAGUUUCAAACCUCGGAGAUCGCUAUUGAAAUGUGAAUAAUAGUUAGCUUUGAGUUUUCAACCAAAUUCCUAUAGUUCUUGCUCUCCGCGGCAAGUGCCUUAGCCCAAAGUGUGACUCAUCAACCGUCUGCAGACCACACAUACCAGCAUGCGAAGUUCCAUCUCAUCCAUAGUCCACUCAGACCACAAUGAAACACUGCAUGCCAGGUCCACAUCUGCUACUUAUGUUUCUCUAUUGCAUGAUGGCUGCAGUAGGCUCCAUACUGUGUCCAUUAGGUGAGGUUUUCUGGUUCUGGGCAAGCUGCUGAUAGAGCCCUUAGGUGAGUGAGAUGUACAUACCAGUUUAUUAGCGGUUUAGUGUUCCAGGGAAACACAUGCCAAGAUGCCUAGUCAGUCUUAUUUGGCGAUAAACACAAAUAAACUAGUUAAAGAACAAAAUCAACCACAAUGCACUAGUCAAAAAGCUGGCUUAGACAUCUACCAUAGGCCUACUCAGGCAUAAAUUCAGAUGUGAAAAAUAAGUCCUACAUACAUGAGCUUGAUAAAAAGUUCUAUUUUGUGUGGGUCAAAUCCUGAUCUCACGGGAGUUUUGCCAUUGGCUUCAAAGGCAGCAGCCUUUAGCUCUACAGGAUGCUACAGGUCACUUUACUACUUGUAUUUUUUCUUCCCACCUCUACUAUAAGCUCUGAAACACUAGUGCUCCUCUGGUUUCAUCGGUCGAUCGUGGUUUAGAAUGCCUCUAGCAACCCUUCCACUGAAGUUCCCUUGUAGAAAAUGUUAAUUUUUUAUUGCUAUGUGAAACAAUAGUUUCUUUAACAAUUACAGCCAGUUUCACAAUGGAAAACACAGACAAUGGGAUCUGCUAUUUUAAUUUUUUUUAUUGAAGACUGUAAAAAUAACUCGAAGGAUAAAUAAAUGUUGAUGUGAUGAUCUA
This is a messenger RNA of Chelonia mydas (Green sea turtle), 2466 nucleotides long. RefSeq names its product ribokinase (gene RBKS). Gene Ontology annotation, biological process: D-ribose metabolic process. The transcript has 9 exons. NCBI's taxonomy places the organism in Eukaryota, Metazoa, Chordata, Testudines, Cheloniidae. The record is from RefSeq and is a predicted model, not a curated record. The coding region runs from base 73 to 1083 and encodes 336 amino acids. Gene Ontology annotation, molecular function: ribokinase activity.